AUGUCCCACUGCAACCUCUCUAGAUCCACUGGCGGAAUACCUCAAAAAAGGCGAGAAGGCCAUGGUAGCCCUGGAUGUGGAAAUUUGCUCGAAGAUGGGGCAAGAAUUCUUGAGAAAAACGGAAACGCUGCUGAUGCUGCCGUGACUGUGGCGCUCUGUCUCGGUCUGAUAAACUCCCACUCAUCAGGUAUUGGUGGAGGUGCUUUCAUAGUUUCAUGGAAAGAUGACGAAACGAUCAGCAUUGACGCCAGAGAAACAGCGCCGCUGAAGGCCCACAAGUUCAUGUAUGAACACUUCCCGCUUUUGGCUCAGUUUGGCGGUUUAGCAGUCGCGGUUCCUGGCGAAUUGGCAGGUCUUUUUGAGCUACACAAAUCUCACGGCUCGGGCAAUUUCUCUUGGGCCGAGUUGAUCGAACCUGUGGUUGAGCUCAACAGAAACGGUUGGGCCGCCGAGGAAAUCUGGAUCUCGUCAUUGCACCGCAUUCACAAGGAUCUUUUGCAGAGAGUGCCACUUCUUAAAGACAAAUGGGAUUUUAUCUUUAAAAAUGACGGCAAAAUUGUGGACACUGGCGACUGGAUUACCCGUCCAACGUACGCUAACACGUUAGAACUCAUUGCCAAAAACGGAUCCAGUGCCAUUUUCUACGACCCUCAUGGACCUAUUGCACCCAGAUUGUCCCUGCGCGCCAGUGAGUGUGGAGGUGUGGUUACCCCAGACGAUUUUGCCGCCUACAAGCCUGAGAUAGAGAAAGCGCUUCGGUACAAGUUCGACGCUGAGGGAGAUAAUUUCGAACUAGCCACAACAGGAGGCGUUUCUUCCGGACUUGCAUUGAUUGCAGGUCUCAACUUUUAUUCUGUUUUGGAGAAACUGGCACCAGACAUUGGUCUUUCUGCGCACAGACUUUUAGAGGCCAUGAAAUGGACCGCUAGUGUGCGGUCCAAUUUGGGCGACCACAACGCGACAUUUUUCCAGGGUCUUGUCCUGCGUUUUUCGUCGCAGGAAUGGGUGCAAAAUCUCUUGAAGCAGGGAAAGUACUCCGACAACACGACUUUUUUGUGGGACCACUAUGAACCAAAGUUUCAGCUUACUGAGCCCAAGGGCACCUCGCAUUUCCUGGUGGUAGACGCCAACGGUGGCGCUGUUUCGAUGACGACCACGGUCAACUUGAUCUUUGGCUCGCUGGUUUAUGACAACGAAACAGGCGUAAUUCUCAACGAUGAGAUGGACGACUUUUCCAUGCCUGGCACCAGCAAUGCUUUCAACUUGACUCCUUCCAUAUACAACUUUAUCGGCCCAGGAAAGCGUCCAUUGUCUCUGACGACACCUACCAUCAUCAAGAAAAAUGGGGAGUUUUUCAUGCUCAUUGGCGCCGCUGGCGGGUCUCGUAUUGUGACCGCCGUCCUCCAAGCUAUUGUUCGCUCCAUUUAUGAGAAGCUUCCGCUACUCCAGACCAUCCUGUACCCUAGAUUGCACCACCAACUUAUUCCAGAGUUUGUCAUGGUUGAAGAUGUCGAAAUGUUUGAUCAGUCUGAUCCCGGAGUGGUCAAACAGCUAGAGCUGCGUAACCAUACACUCUACGAGUCUGGAGCUUUGACGGCGAUGAACGCCAUAAAGAGAGUGGGUGAUGCAUGGGAAGGUGUGAGCGACCACUGGAGAAAAAGAGGUAUUGCUGCAGGCUGUUAG
This is a messenger RNA of Candidozyma duobushaemuli, 1683 nucleotides long. It is a transcript of the gene CIS2, whose product is annotated as gamma-glutamyltransferase. The transcript has 2 exons. NCBI's taxonomy places the organism in Eukaryota, Fungi, Ascomycota, Pichiomycetes, Serinales, Metschnikowiaceae. Gene Ontology annotation, molecular function: glutathione gamma-glutamate hydrolase. Gene Ontology annotation, biological process: glutathione catabolic process. Gene Ontology annotation, cellular component: plasma membrane; fungal-type vacuole. The record is from RefSeq and is a predicted model, not a curated record. The coding region runs from base 1 to 1683 and encodes 560 amino acids.